Molecule: messenger RNA, 2851 nt
Organism: Calliphora vicina (urban bluebottle blowfly)
Lineage: Eukaryota; Metazoa; Arthropoda; Insecta; Diptera; Calliphoridae
Product: solute carrier organic anion transporter family member 74D-like
Exons: 9
Coding region: 143-2518 (791 amino acids)
Biological process (GO): sodium-independent organic anion transport; transmembrane transport
Cellular component (GO): plasma membrane
Molecular function (GO): protein binding
Source: RefSeq, a predicted model, not a curated record
UGGUGACUGUCCUCCCGAACAGUUCAUCAUUAAAAUAAUACAAAAAAACAAAGUGCAGUGUAGUAAAACGAAUAUAAAAUUCUCACAACAAAUGUCCUUAAAAUAUUAUUAAUUAUAAUAAAAAAUAUACGCAUAAAUAGAGAUGGUUGAAAUCAUAGAACAAACAUCCAAUACAAUGGAUGCCAGUGAUAAACAAACAACACAAACUGUCACCAGCGAUCGCAGUGAUAAUAAUCCUGAUGACAUUAAUGCCGAAUCAAAAUUGCUAAAUAGUAGUAGUAAUGGUAGUGCUCCCAAAAAUGGUUUGAAAAAACAAAAGAGUGUUAAAUCCGAACAGGAUCGUAAAACGACCGAAGAUAUAAAUAAAUUAUUACGUGAUAUGCCACUGACAGAUGAUAUGACAUGUGGUUUUUGGAUAUUUAAAGGAUCUUUUUUUCAAAGAUUCGCAAAUCAAACAUCCUACGUUGUACUGUACGGCUUAGUGGGCUGUAUAUUCUCAAUGACAUAUGCCUACUUCAAUGGAACGAUAACAACCAUUGAGAAAAGAUUUAAAAUACCAUCCAAGAAUACAGGACUGAUAUCGGUGGGAAAUGAUAUAAGUCAAAUGAUGGUAUCGGCUGUGUUAAGUUAUUAUGCGGGUAGAGGACAUCGGCCAAGAUGGAUAGGAUUUGGUCUCUUAACGAUAGUGGCGUUUUGUAUGCUAACAGCUGCUCCUCACUUCCUGUAUGGACCAGGAGAGGAUGCUUUGGCUCUGACAGCAGAAUUUGGUGCUUUGCCAGAUGAAAAUGCCACCAUGGAGGUCUUAGAGGAACAACGUUCAAAGACUUUGUGUCGUCUUAGGGGAGACAGUAUAGCAUGUGAGGAGGGUGAGGGUAAUUUUGCCCCCCAGGUGGUAUUAUUCUUAGCGCAAUUUAUCUCAGGCAUUGGUGGUUCUUUGUACUACACUUUGGGUGUCUCUUAUAUGGAUGAUAAUAUUAAAAAAUCUAAGACUCCCGUCUUACUAAGUCUCUCAUAUUUCUUGCGUAUGCUCGGUCCAGCCAUAGGUUAUGCUUUGGCCUCCCUGUGCCUAAGGGUCUACAUAGCGCCCCAGUUACAUCCGGUCAUUAAAAUGAAAGAUCCCCGUUGGUUGGGUGCCUGGUGGAUGGGUUGGUUAAUUAUUGGUACCAUGAUUAUGAUAACCGGCACUUGUUUGAGCAUGUUCCCGCGUGAAUUGCCGAGAGCAGCUGCCCGACGUAUGGUGGAAGACGAAAGAAAAAAGCAACGUGCUUCUGUUAAGGAUAAGGAGAAAACGGAAAAGGAAUUACUUAAUGAACAGCUAGAAGAGAAACCAGUUGUAGAACAUAAGGCCUCAUUUAAGGAUAUGAUGAUCACUUUUAAGCGUUUGACCACCAAUAAGACUUUAAUGUAUAAUAAUUUCUCAUCAGUAUUCUAUUUCUUUGGUUAUACGCCUUAUUGGAUUUUCACACCGAAAUAUAUUGAAAUUCAAUAUCGCCAGUCGGCCUCAACAUCAAGCAUGGUUACUGGUACUGUGGCCUUAGCUUUCUCAGCUGUUGGUGUCUUACUUUCUGGAUUUGUUAUAUCCAAAUACAAGCCACGUGCCCGCUAUAUGGCGGCUUGGAAUGUUGUGGUGGGCUUUCUUACUGUAGCUGGUAUUAUGACUUAUGCUUUUAUUGGCUGUCCUGGCAAUGAACAAUCGGUUGUGGUGAAUAUUCAUGAUAAAGCUUUAGAUAGUACUCCUACUUGUAAUUCAGACUGUGGUUGCGAUUAUGUUCGUUAUUCUCCUGUAUGUGGUGAAAAUAAUAUGACUUAUAUUUCUCCCUGUCAUGCAGGAUGUAGGAAACAGCAUAUUACUAGCACCGGAGCAAAGUAUUUCUAUGAUUGCUCAUGUAUCCCCAGCGUAAAUGCCAGCUUAAGUGGUAAUCCCGCCUUCGAGCGUUUAACAUCUAUGGAUUUGAUAGAAAAUGAUUUUACUACAACCGAUGCGACGACACAACCAAUGAUUACGUCCCUAUCCAAUUAUCCAGAUCUAGAAUUUGGUAGUGGUGGUCAAGCGAUGUAUGGUGCCUGUUCCGUUAAUUGCUUCACACAAUUCGUUACAUUCCUGGCGGUAAUGUGUUUGUUGAAAUUCAUUGGUGCUACAGGCAGAGCUUCCAACUUCCUGGUAUCGGUGCGUUGUGUACCAGAGAAGGACAAAACAGCAGCCAUGGGUUUUGGUAUGAUGAUGAUGUCUAUGAUGGCCUUCAUACCCAGUCCUAUAUUCUUUGGUUGGGUAUUGGAUAGACUGUGUUUGGUGUGGGGCAAAACAUGUUCCAACAAAGGCAACUGUUGGUUAUACGAUCCAGAAUCAUUAAGAUACACCCUGAAUAUGACUGCCGCUGUUUUUGUCACCAUUGGUGCCAUUUUCGAUUGUGGUGUUUGGUAUUACGUUAAGGAUUUGAAAAUCUUCGAUGAAGAAGUUCAAGAUGUGGAAAUGGAAAUCGUUAAACAUGAGGAAGAAGAAAUGAAAACUGAAAUUUAAUUAAAUGAAAUCUGAAAUAUCUCUGUUUUUAGUUGAAUUUUAAUCCUUUAAUUUGAUUUGUAUUCCUAUUUCAAUCAUCUCUAUAGUUGUGUGAGUGCGUAUGUUUAUUUGUAUAGAGAGAGUGGUGUAUCUGUGUGACUGAGUGUAUGUUGUUUUAGUUAACAAAUAUAAUUUUCUUAUCAUUUUGUAUAAUAAGCGAGAAGUAAUAAAUCCAAUAACUAUUGUUGUUUAUUAAAUAAUUUUGAUAUAUUUGUAAGUGUUAAAAUAUGAACAUUUGUAAAGUGGCCAUAAUAAAAUAAAGAUAAAUAAAGGUUUAAUAAAAAUUCAAAAAAA